This is a messenger RNA of Rotaria sordida, 1185 nucleotides long. NCBI's taxonomy places the organism in Eukaryota, Metazoa, Rotifera, Eurotatoria, Philodinida, Philodinidae. The record is from the annotation of a GenBank genome assembly.
AUGGCAACGGAUUCUUUUGAACGUCAAACAAGACGUAGUGGUAGUGGACGUCGACGAAAAUGUACUGAUCUCCAAUCAACAUCCAAUGAAACAAUUGGCUUUUCAACGUUACCUGACCAAAUACACCGAAAAACACUUAAACGAGGAUUUGAAUUUACACUUAUGGUUGUUGGUGAACAUGGCCUAGGUAAAUCAACGUUUAUUAAUACUUUAUUCAUGACAGAACUUUAUGCUGAUCGACCACCAUCUGCUCGACUUCAUCCACCAAAGACAGUUGAAAUCGAAACUCGUUCCGUUGAAUUGGAAGAAAAAGGUGUUAAAUUACGUUUAACUGUUGUUGAUACACCAGGUUUUGGCGAUGGAAUGAAUUCCUCUGAAUGUUGGAAACCAAUACUUGAUUUUAUUGAUCAACAAUUUCUUAAAUAUUUUCAAGCUGAAACAAGUUUUGGUAUCGAACGUAAAUAUGUUCAAGAUCAACGUGUUCAUUGUUGUUUAUAUUUUUUACCACCAAGUAUUCGAGGUCUUCGACCAAUUGAUCGAGAUUUUCUUCAUCAUCUUCAACAUAAAGUUAAUAUAAUACCUGUUAUUGCUAAAGCAGAUACUUUACUUAAAAGUGAAUUAACAGCAUUAAAAAAACAAUUAUUAAGUGAUAUUGAUAAAUAUGGGGUACAAUUAUAUGAUUUUCCUGAAGGAGAUCCCGAACAAGAUGAAGAUAGUCAAACACUUGAUAAAGCUUUACGAGAAUCAAUUCCAUUUGCUGUAAUGGGUAGUAAUACAAUACUUGAAUCAAAUGGACGUAAAAUUCGUGCUCGAACCUAUCCAUGGGGUGUAGUUGAUGUUGAAGAUUCAAAAUAUAGUGAUUUACCUCAUUUACGUGAAAUGUUAUGCAAAACACAUCUUCAAGAUUUAAAAGAUAUUACAAGUGAUCUUCAUUAUGAAAGUUUUCGAGCUCAACAAUUACUUGGAAAAAAAAAUUUAAAUGAUAUUUAUGAAGAUGAUCCAUAUGAAAAUGUUGAAGUUAAAUAUAAAACAAUUCAACAAAAAGAUGAACAAAUUCGUGAUAUGAAACAACAAAUACUUGAUAUGCAACAAAAAUUAAGUUCAAAUAUUAAUGAAUAUCAAACAAUUAAUCCUUCUGUGGAAAUUGAACGAAGCAAUAGCGGAGAGCGAUUUACUAAGAUUUAG